Xyrichtys novacula (pearly razorfish) is the source of this 4442-nucleotide messenger RNA. NCBI's taxonomy places the organism in Eukaryota, Metazoa, Chordata, Actinopteri, Labriformes, Labridae. The record is from the annotation of a GenBank genome assembly.
AUGAACACGUAUGAAGAAUAUGGCGAUGAUGAGCUUGACAACUACAUCAUCCAGCUCAGCAUUCAAGACUCCUGCCAGGAGGCCUUCCUCAAGUCUUCAGCAAGGUACAGAGCCCCAUCAGACAACUUCACCUACUAGAAAUAACCCUUCAGAUAAUAAGAUCUGACUUUCCUCUGUUCCUGGUUGUUAGCUUAGCAGCAGCGACGGAGGAAAACCUGAGAGUCCUGGCUGCUAUCGAGCAAGGUAGGCUGGAUAUCCUCCAACAUUACUGUGUCUUUUUGUUUGGUGUGUUGGCUGUGGUGGACAAUCACACGGCCAGCAGCUGCAGGUAAAGACUGCCAGAUACAAAGAGAGAGAGGGGGAGAGAAAGAGAGGUAAAUAAACAGAGAGCUGGGUGAGAGAUAAAGUAAAAGAGAGAAAAAGGGAGUCCUGGCUGUUUCUUAUACAUCAAAAAAGACAUUUAUUUCUUCUUUCUUUAUCUUCCUGGUCUACUUCGGUGUUGCUGUUGUGUCCAGGUGAAGUCUUGGUGCUCAGGGGGAUGCUGAGACACACCUUAGCCUUCAGUGAACCGGACAGCCGGGGGUGGCUUCCCCUCCAUCGUGCUGCAGCCCAGCCAGUCCUGGAAGUUCUGGAGACUGUCCUUCGAUGUGAGUUUGCAACAAGGGCAUGCAAAGUAUCUGUAACUUCUGUUUUAUUCAGCUAUUCUCUUUGUAAAACCAGAUAAAGUAAACUGGAUUAUCUGAUCCUGGACAGCAAAAAGUGGAUUUUCCAAACUGGAAUAUUCUUAUCCAGAUUAAUCCAGUACAGAACAAUGAACUGAGAAAAACUGCUGCCUCCCAGCUGAGGACAACAGACCUGUCUGUCUGAAAUAACCUCUGAUGUCAGUCUGCACUUAUUCAGCCUGGAGGUCAGCAGACUGGGUUCACUGCCAGGUUAGCACAGCUGGAGCUCUGAUAUGAACUGCAGGUAUGUAAACCCGUGUGUGUGGUGUGUUUGUUUCAGUGACGGCUCAGGGGCUCAGCCUGGAGGAGAGGACGGCUGUGGGAGGAGAGACGCCGCUGACUCUGGCGGUUAAAGCCGGGUUGGUGCAGAAUGUGAAGAGUCUGCUGGUGCAUGGAGCGUCGCCUCAUAACACCAACAGCAAGAAUGAGACGCCGUUGCUACUUGGUAACUCUACAGGGCAUUGGGAUAGUGCCAGAGAGUCCUAAAUUUACAGCUCUUACAUAAUGGGUUCAAUAAUAGGGACAACCAACCGUUGAAUAAAACUGGCAUCUUUCUUACAGCGGUGAGGGCUGGCUCUUAUGAGAUGACAAACAUGCUGGCCGCUCAUGGCGCCUGGGUGGAGCAGGUGUGCCGGAAGAAGUGGACAGCAACGCACGAGGCAGCCAGGAUCGGCCAUGUAGAAAUCCUAAUGCUGCUGUUGAGGAACGGAGGGAGGGUUAACCACAAAGAUGUGACAGGGGUGACGCCACUUGCUGUGGCUGCAGAGCAUGGACAUUUCCACAUCGCUGAGAUUCUGCUGAACUGUGGUUAGUCUGAGUUUAACUGCAGUUUUAGUGAAAGAAAUAUGUUGCAUGCAGUUCAUCUCUCAUAAGGUUAGCCCCAACACAGAGAUGUUCCUGUUCAAGGUGGGAGUAAGUCCAACCUCCUCUUCUUUCCCAUCAGGUAGCAAAGUGAACUCUCAGGCCUGUAAUGGGGAAAGUGUCCUGAUGGAUGCAGCGGGAUCAGGGAACACGGCCUGCAUUCAGCUGCUGUUGGACAACAGAGCAAACCCAAACCUGCCCAGCAUGACUGGACACCUGCCCAUCCACAAGGCCGCAUACGCCGGACACUAUGAGUGAGAUUCCCUUAGCAAGUUUUGAGCAGUUGACUAAAACUUCAGCUCACCAUGGCAGUGAACUUGACUGCAUGUCCAGCCAUGUCCAGUCACUUGUGGUGUUCUUCAGGGUCCUGUCCUGGGGCUCCCUCUGUUCAUUAUUUAUCCUCUUCUUUUGGACCAUCUCCUCCAUAAAGUUCACAUUUAUUUCCUUUGCUAUGUAGAUGAUACCUUGAUCUACUUGUCCAUCAAACAUACCCCCGACAACAAAACCAAGGUUCUCCUCAUUUUGUUUUUUCCCCACAGUGCUCUAAAGAUGCUGAUUUCUCUGACGACUAAAAAAGCCAUCAAAGACGCCGGUCAGAGCCCGGUCCACUCUGCAGCAGAGGGGGGUCAGAGCCACUGUUUGGAGCUCCUGUUGGCCUGCGGCUUUGAUGUGAACUACCGUAUGAGCACCAGAAACUCUGAAAACUACAGGGACAUGAGGAGAAGCGCUUUAUACUUCGCUGUCUCAAAUGGGGAUGUCCAAUGUACAAAGAUCUUGCUGGCAGCUGGGGCAAAGACAGACCUGGACCCUCUGUGCUGCCUCCUGGUGGCAGUCAGGUCAGGGAGAUAUGAGAUAGUGAAGCUGCUGCUGGCAGCCAAAGCAGACGUGAACCGUUACUUCACGGUGGUGAGCAACACGGUGUUUCCUACGGCGCUGCAGUACUGCCUGAAGGACGAGGUGAUGAUGAGGCUGCUGCUCAACAACGGCUACAAGGUGGAGAGGUGCUUUCAGUGUCACCAUGACGACCCAUUUGAUGCUGCAGAUGAGGGCGAGCCAAAAAUUCCAGUGAGUGCAAGUCUCUUCUUUAAACAACACUCUGUGAAAGUUUGGGAUCCAAGAAGACCGGUUUCAGGAGUUUUGAAGGUGGACUUUUGUCCCAUCCUUGCCUGAUUUCGGAUUUCAGCUGCUGAAUAGUUUGGAGUCCAAUGGGGGACAAGUCAGGACUGCAUCAGUCCAGUUUCUCGGCAGGACUCUUCUCCUACAGAGCCAUGCUGUACGAAUCCCUGUUGUCAGAAUGUGGUUUGGGAUCAUAUGAAGGUCUUCCCUGAAAAAGUCAUUGUCUGAAUUGCAGCAGAUGUUGCUCCUAAGCCUGGAGAUAUUGUUCAGUAUUAAUGGUCAUAUGUGGUCCUACGUGCAAACAAUCUUAUCAAAGUGAGACCAAAAAGUAAAACAAGAAACCAUCCGAAUGAUCGGACACAGUAGAGAGAAAACAGAUAAGGAUAUACACUGGGUAAUAAGCAAUGAGACACAGGUGAGACAAGGUACAGGUGUUCACAAUCACAGGGGAGGGAAGACGGGAAGAUACUGAACACAAAAGGAGAAAGAACUACAAAGUUAAACAGGAAAUACCGAAAACUAGACUAUAGGUAUUCACACAGAGUACAAGAGGAUCAGGAACGGGAGAAGCAAGAUCGGACAUGAAACACACGGUUGGACCUACAAAGUAAAACGAGAAAUGACUGAAAACACAAAUCCGCAAAAUUCGAAGCUAAACAAAAAGGAAAGCUGCUUCUGGAGGUGAUUUAGAGUCUUUGCAGUGAUUUCCACUUCAGAGUCAUGUCUGUUUUUGACACAGUUUUUGGGGGGCUGUACUUUGAGAAACAGUUUGACUGAUUUUUGGAUCCAGUCAUCCAACAACUGUGGACUCUAAUCUCUGCAGCGAGAGCUUUGGAGGUUCUGAUGGGGGGUCUGUAGCAGGUCUUUCAUUUCGGCUUAAAACUGCUGGUUAGUUCAGAUCUUUUUAAAAUAGACCUUACUCUGCUCACAUUUAUGUGGUAGACUUUGAGUGACUCAAAUAAACAAAAAGUUAGACGUCUUUGGUACUUAACUCACAGAUAAAAUCACUAAUCACUCUUUAAUGAUCUCUCUCUCUCCAGUUUUGCGAGUUCAUGAGCCUCUGCUGCGUCAAGCACCUCUCUGGAAUAGUGGUCCGGACUCUACUGGACUACAUGAGCCACGUCCACAUAUGCUCUAAACUCAGAGUCCUGCUGGAGACACAACCUGAGUGGACGGAAAUAUGUGACAUCCUCAGUAAGUUUAUCCACCUCCUCUGUUUCACAGUAACCAGUCAGGAGGCAGUUUUACAGCCUCGCCUUAACUCAACCAUCUCUGGAGGGAGAUCUCUAACUCUGAAUCCACUCAAUCCUGCUCUGUGCUCUUGGAAUCCUUUGGUACAUGUUUUCAGUGUUUUUCAAAAAUCCUUUCAGUAAAGCAGUCAGAGCGGAUUGAGAUCUGCAGGAAAGUUACUGCUUUCAUCCAGAGGGGGCGGGGCCACAACUUAACAGCCAUGUACCUGGAUGGAUUACUCUCAUCUCAGGAGGAGAAAUCCAUCCAAUCUAAGCAACUCUCUUAUCUUUCUUUUAGUGAUUUGCUGUACAAUGAUUUUCUGCACCUUGCUCUCCAGGCAGUCCUCGCUCCCUCAGGCACCUCUGCAGACUGGAGAUCAGGAGACGUCUGACGCUGAAGAGACUCAAUAAACCUGAAAUCAUGAACUCACCUGUUUUCCCUCCCAGACUGAAGAGCUUCAUUCUGUACCAGGAGCUGGACCUCUACAGCCAGGACCCUGAACGCAUCAUGUGA